AGGAGGCUCUUCUGAGACUGCUGCCAGUGGUCAAAGCUUCCAGCAAAGCUCUACUGAGUGGCUGUAACCUCUCAGAGAGAAGCUGUGAAGCUCUGUGCUCACUUCUCAGAUCCUCAUCCUUUAGUCUGAGAGAGCUCGACCUGAGUAACAACAACCUGGGGGAUUCAGGAGUGAAGCUUUUGUCUGUUGGUUUCAGGAGUGUUUACUGUAAACUGGAAACUAUCAGUCUUUCAGGCUGUCUGAUCACAGAGGAAGGCUGUGCUUCUAUAGCUUCAGCUCUGAGCUCCAACCUCUCAAAUCUGAAACUGCUGGACCUGAGCUACAAUCAUCCUGGAGACUCUGGAAUGAAGCUGCUAAAGGAUCUAAACUUGAGAGAGGACACUCUCAGGGUGGAGCCUGCUGGAGUCCGAUGGUUGACACCAGGUCUGAGGAAGUAUUCCUGUCAACUCACAAUCGACACAAACACAGUACACACAAACCUCAAACUGUCUGACGGCAACAGGAAAGUGACACAUGUGGAGGAGGUUCAGUCAUAUCCUGAUCAUCCAGACAGAUUUGACAAUGGGUAUCCUCAGCUGCUGUGUGGAGAUUGUCUGACUGGUCGCUGUUACUGGGAGGUCGAGUGGAGAGGGGAGGUUUAUAUAUCAGUGAGUUACGGAACAAUCAGAAGGAAAGGAGACAGUGAAGACUGCGAAAACAGUAAACAUUGUGUGUUUGGAAGGAAUGAUGAGUCCUGGAGUCUGUUCUGCUCUGAUGUUAAGGGUUACUCUGUCUUACACAGUAACAGACAAACAUAUCCCUCCUCCUCUGUCUCUAACAGAGUAGCAGUGUAUGUGGACUAUCCUGCUGGCACUCUGUCCUUCUACAGAGUCUCCUCUGACACUCUGAUCCACCUCCACACCUUCAACAACACAUUCACUGAACCUCUUUAUCCUGCAUUUACAGUCUGGUUUCCUGGUUCCUCAGUGCGUCUGUGCUGAGUUGAGUGUAAAGAGUUUCCUCCUGUUAGAGAAGGACUGACUGUUGAACAGAUAGUUCAGUCUGUUUCUAUCACUCAGAAACACGUUUUCAGAUUCAUGUUGCUGUAAUUGUUGA
This is a messenger RNA of Oreochromis niloticus (Nile tilapia), 1095 nucleotides long. Its product is annotated as stonustoxin subunit beta-like. Gene Ontology annotation, molecular function: protein binding. The coding region runs from base 345 to 980 and encodes 211 amino acids. NCBI's taxonomy places the organism in Eukaryota, Metazoa, Chordata, Actinopteri, Cichliformes, Cichlidae. The transcript is spliced from 5 exons. The record is from RefSeq and is a predicted model, not a curated record.